This is a messenger RNA of Heterotrigona itama, 5181 nucleotides long. The record is from the annotation of a GenBank genome assembly. Lineage: Eukaryota; Metazoa; Arthropoda; Insecta; Hymenoptera; Apidae.
AUGAAGGAGCACGGAAGCAAACUUCCGGCGGAGCAGCCUGCGAAAAUUCUCAAGUCCUUGUUGAAAAAGCCUGGCCAAUCGAAGGCGAGAUCGCAGAAAAACCGUGUGGUCAUCAACGAGAAGCUGAACGAGUUUUUCGCCGCUGAUUACAUAAUACUGAUAAAGGAGGAAUGUUGCGCCGACUACGAGGAGGAUUGCGACUGUUGCUGCCAGGAGCACGAACUGAUGCGCCUCGGCAACUGUAAGGAAUGCCGGGCCGAGUUGAAUCUUCAUUUCGGCGUCUCGGACAACAAUCGAUACCACCACGAUAUAGAGAGGGACGGCGAAAUGAUACACGAGAACACGUUCAGAGAGGAGGAAAGCUGCGCUCGCGAAGGAUUCGAGUGCGUGGAGUUGCAUGUGGAGGACGAGGACGAGGACGAGGAAUAUGAGAUCGAGGUGGAAGGAGACGACGAGGAGAUGGAAGAGGCGGAGGAAGAGGAAGAGGAAGAAUUAGCGGUCGAAGAGGAUAUUAGAGAGGAUGUGGCGAGGAGGAAGGAGGGGCGCGUCGUUGCGCCGCAAAAAGGGCUCCAAGCGCGAAAGAACGUGGACGAGCAAGCAGUGGGCAAAGUGGGAAACUCGGCUGAUCUACGAGACAAGGUGGUGGUGAAAAGUCGCGACAGACCGGCCGAUGGGCCGAAGGACGUCGACAGCCACAGGCGAAUUCCAAGCGAAUUCGCUUCGCCGCCAUUGACGAUCGUAUCGUCUACGUUGUCCUCACCCUCGCCGCCUCCUCCGCCGCCGCCGCCGCUACCACCGCCCCCGCCACCUCCACCACCGCCACCGCCGCCGCCGCCACCACCACCUCCUCCGCCGCCGCCGUCACAACCAUCAUCGAUAGAAAGACCAUCGCCGUUGCUUUCGAGGCAAGAUCAUCAACAAGAGACACUGAGCCCACCGGAAGGUUACAAGGAUGUUUACUCCAACGGGGAACUUUCCAACGUGGCAGAGUGUUGCUUACGAUCGUCGUUGGAUUAUCUUCGAACGACGGGUACAGAGGGAGAGUCGCGAUGCAACCAUGGAUUAAUAGAAAGUAGCAACGGGAACGUACAAAAACCAGACCAACAACUGCCAGCAAAAGCAACUAACAAUGGUACACUCGAGGAAGAGGACAUCGACUUGCAACAGGGGAAGAAAGCUAGCCGAAAAAACGCUCUUUGCGAGGAAACAACGAUCAAUCGGCCGACAAACAACCACGUCACCACGGACGACAACGACUCGGUCGUCGAAUGUGUGGUGCGCAGCGAAGAACCGCUUUGUUGCCGCAACGCGAACGAUGAUAACCAGUCGAGUUGUUUGCCUAAGAAAACGACGACCAACGACGACCAACGCGAUACGGAAGAGCGCGACAACGAGAAUCGACUUGCGGUAAAUCAAACGUCGUCCGACAUGAAGGAACUUUCACUUGUAUUUAAACUGGGCAAUUCUGCUCUGACGGGUAACAGUCUCAAGCCGAAUUCCGCUGUCAGACAAUUGUUCCCCAAUCCAAAGUUCGUCUCACCGCCGCCGGCUCCUCUCGGCAAGUUGAUUUCAUCGGCGCACGCCCUGCCCGACGACGAGCAACAGGACAGCCCGGCGGCAUUUCUCGUCACCGCUGAGAACUUGCGUUUCCUCGACGUUGCCAACAGAUCGAAGAUCCCCGACAACGGUCAAGCCUCUGCCAACGACGACUCGAUGAAUCCGAUUCGGAGGACGAUCGAGAGGAACACUCUUCGAAGAAGUCUCCUCGACAAGUAUCGCACGAAUUCGCGAAAGAAAGGUCAUCCAUCGAAGAACUUGUCGCUGGAGGAGCGUAUACGUCAGCUCACCUGCGUGGACCAAGAGGAAGAGGACGUUUGUCAAAACUCGAGCAAGGACGUUACAGACUCGUUCACCAAUACGGCGGAUAUCGACGACCAACUGUCGAUACACGCUCCGUUAUCGGCGCACGAGGAAACUGGAUUCAGCGGCGGCGGCGGCGGCGGCGGAAUAUCCUGCUCCAAUUCAAACGGUAUCGAUGUCGACAUGUCGACGGUGGCUGCGUUACCAGCCAGUAUACACGCCGGCACGAAAUUCACCGCGUUCUCGGACGCAGCGACCAUGACGACCGGCAUGAUGGCCAACGCUACCGUUACGUUAACAACCACGGCGAUGCCAACGUCAACGAUGCUCACGUCCUCGAGCUUGUCGUCGGUGAUAACCGCGGUAGGAAUGACAACCAUGACGACCAUGACGACCACAACGGUCACAGGCUCUACAAGUUACUACAAGCAAAAUCCUUCUGCUACCACUACUAGCACCGCAACAGCCCCCGAUAGCAUACACAGCCAGUCGACGUACAAGAAACUGACCGACUUGUUCGUGCAUAAACGAAGUGUUCAUUCAAACUUGCCGGAUCUCGGCCUCGGGAGCAACAACGGGAAGAGCAACAAUGCCAAUGCGAAAGAUGGCCAUCAAUCGAGGAACUCGUUGAAAGCGAACAACUCGGAGAACGGGCGUAGGCAAUUCCUAGCCAGCCUCGCGCCGUUGUCCUGCGUAACUGUGAACAACGCGGAUCAAGAGGAUUAUUAUCGAUACAACUCUAGAAUAAUGGUGAACGAGAAUCGUGGCCCGACGGUGGGCUACAACGCGUUCUCGCCUUACAGUCUGGAGGACAUCGAGGCGGCGCUUUGCGAGGACGAUCGAAGUUACGUGGGACCGCCGGAUGUUACGAAAGGCACGCCAACAACGGGCGUUAACAACAGGCCCGACAUAGGCGACAGCACGGCCGACGAGCUGCUAGCAUUCGUAGAGCAGGACAAGUUCAGGACCGAGAGGCUAAAGCGGCGUUACAACGAAGCCGAGAAUCAGUAUCAGCCGAUGAUAAACAUUGCCAGUAUCAACAACAGUUACAACGUAGAGAGCAAAAAGAUGGACAGAGUGGCGGAUGGAAAGAGCGAGGGUAACGAUAGUCGGCACUUACUGUGUUUUGCGCACACUGAGAACGUCAGUCUACGUGCUGGUAGUGGCAGUGGUAGUAGUAGCAAUGGUAGUAGUGGUGGUGUUGGUGGGUGUAGUGAGGACGAGAACAACAUGGGCUCGUUUCACCAACGAACGGUUCUGGAAAACGACAACACGAACGUUCUGAGAACGAGCUUCCACUCCUCGUUACCGGCGUAUUACGAGAACAACUGCGUCAACGUUGAUGGCCGUGUCGCGUUGUACGACGAGACGAUGGAUGCUACGAACUCGUACGUUGGUACGUUGGUCGCCGACGAGCAAGACGCCAACACGAUUAACAGAAUAAAUACGAUGCAGAAGCAGAUCGACGACAUUUAUCAAACUAUCGUUGAGAAUACCAACGUCACUGCUCAAAACUCGUUGGAUCGUGAACCGUACACGGACGAGCUGUUCGUACAAGCGCGGCAACAUCCUCGAUCGUCCUCGGCGAGCGACGGCGCUUUCCGUUUUUAUCAAGAUCCAAGGAACGGGCAGCAACAGCAGUAUUUCCAAGAGCAAUUGAACGUCGCGAAUACGCGAGCUGCUCGCGGUGUCGCGACCGGAGCCGAAGACACCGACAUGAACAACAUCGCUGCCGUUGGUAUCGGUGGUGUCGGUGCUAUCGGUGCUAUCGGUAGAAAUUGUCCAAGCGGCGGCGGCCCUUCGGUGAAAGCUCGACGAAGGGAACCUAUCGUAACGACUCCUACCAAUUAUCGGUGUAACAUAGUGCCUACGACCGUGUAUACCGGACUCCCUGCUAAUGGCAAGUGUUACCGAACCAUGUACUUCGUUCCGUACAACGGGCUGUCCGACCCAACUUAUCAGAAUAUUCAACGCAUUCUGCCGUCGCAUCCUUCUCCCAGUUACGCGAAUCACAUCGAGAGAUAUUUCCAUUUGGGGAAUCGUUCGGUAUCGCCGAUAUCGAGUCUCACUCAAAACCUCGAUCACGCUUCGCCACUGCCUGCCGCCGCCGCCGCCGCCGCCGCCGCCGCCGCCGCCGCUUCUUCCAUCCCUGUACCUCCGUCUGAUUCCUCCUCUCCCCUCUUUGACUCACGGCUCACGUCCAUCUCGUCGCCGAAUCCGAUCGCCUUACCCCCCGGCCAACAGACCUUGCACCUUCAUUUGCAUCAUCAUCAGCAACCGACGGACGACUUCCGCAUUUCCGGCGUCACGUUCUCCUCGGUUCCUCAUCCCACCGCCAAUCACUCGUUGCAGCUCCAUCAUCACGCGCAACAUCAGCAUCAUCCGUAUCAUCGACACAAUCACCAGCCUGCCUUCUAUUGUUUACCAUCGACCGUAUCCGCCUCGUCCAUGGCGUCUUCCUCGUCGUCAUCUUACACCGUGAUAGCACCCUCGAGAUGCGCCACGUUCAAUGGCACCACCGGAAUGGCCACCACCGACGGAUCUUAUCGAUUCUACCAAGUACACUUGGGACACACGCUUCUCACCGCACCACCUUCGUCCGACGUUCAGUCGGCGCAAACGUCGUUUUUGUCAUCCGCAGCCUCGUCCGCCUCCAUCUCGGUACCAUCGAACUCCGCCUCGUUCUCUCCUUCGCUGCCAUCGUCAUCCUCUUCUCUGCCGUCCACCUUCCCUUCUCUGCCAACUGUCACCCCUCAACCUUCCGUUCCAACGCCUCAGCAGAACCCCACCGCCAACUUUCUUCUCCCGAAUCACAUGUCACCGGACACUAUGCAUCGCAGCAGUGCCAACUUCGACGCCGUGUGUCGCGCAGCGUCAACAACUGUCCAGCCUGUUCUUUCUAACAACGUUGUGUCUUCUACGCCGUCCACCGUCACCGUUUUCUCUUCCCCCGUUUCCUGCGCUCUCUCGUCGUCUUCCUCCUCUUCCACCUCGGUCUCGUCCUCCUCUUCCUCCUCUUCAUCUUCUUCCUCGUCUUGUUCCUUCUCCUCGUCGUCGUCCUCCUCGUCCUCGUCCUGUUCCUCUUCAUCUUCCCUGCAAAUCCCCUGCUCCCCUUCCAAGCUACACCAGCAACAGAUAAUUGGCAACUACACGACCAUGGAACGGGGAGUCCCCGAAGGAGCGGCCAGCGCACCCUCCCACGACGUGUCGCAGUCCGGAAUUUUGCUUACGACGAAUUCCUACGUCGCGCAUAAUUCGAACGGCGUACAAGCUUUACCAGCGCACGCGCAAAAUUCCGUAUAUUACGCCAUGAACGUUUAA